CCAAUUCACCAAACUAUCAUCCUGCUAAAUGUUUAAUUGUGGAUCUCGAUGAUGUAAGCUGAAUCUUUCGCAUUAAUUUUGUAUCAGUAAUAAAUACUAAUGACACAUUUGGUUUACUGAUUUUAUUAAUUUUUUCCUCAAUUUUUAACGAUCACUAAAUUGUUUGUUUGUUGUUUUUUUUACCACAGAAAGAACUCAAUUUUUUAAACUUUUCAGUGAAAAGCUUUUACAAAAAAUCGAGUGAGGAUCAGACAUGUAAUUCCACGUGUGUUUUUCAAAUACCUAUUAAUAACAUAAUUCCUGGACAAUAUCCACUCAUAAUUACCAUGUUUCCAAAUGUUACUGGUAGUAAUGAUGACAAAUAUUUCGGUACUAAUCAAUCAAUUCUUAUAAAUUUAGGUAAGUAAUGAAUAAUUAUAAUAAUGAAUUAAAAGUAAAUUGCGUUUAUAAAAACUUAUAUCGACUGUUAAAAAUCACAGCCGAAAAAAACUAGGAAUUUUUUGUUUACACUGACACAAUAAGAAAACAAUAUAACAUGUACUUAUGAAACUCGAUUGCACACAUUAAAAAAAAAUAUAUAUAUUGGUUAUAAAAGACCUUGCAGGAAUCGGUUAAAUUUCAUUUGUAUUCGUUUAACAAAAAAAAAAUGUUGUUCUACAGAGUACCCUAGUGUUAAACUCGCACAUUGUCCUGAACUUGUUGUAGAAAAUAUUGAAGUUAACUGCACUUGUGAGAGAUCGGACACCAGCCUCAUUAAAGCUCCUCUUGUUUGGUUUGACAAAAUCAGCAGUAAACCUGUGCACAAGGUGACAAGCCAUCUCCUUACAUUCGUUGCCAAAAGAAAAACAAAGGGUAAUAGCUUCACGUCAUAUUUUUUAGAUACGUUUUGUUCAACUAAAUUUAAAAUGUCUUAAGUAUAAUUCCUAAAUAUUUUUUGUGAGAUUUAAUUUAACCCCAUUUUAAAGUAAAACUAAUUAAAUAUGAGUAUUAAUAUCAUUCCCGAGAUGAUGUUUUUUUUUAUUAAUGAAAAUUAAAUACAAUUAAAGAUAUUUAAAUAAUAAAUCAUUAUAGAGACUAGCAUUCUAAAGAUGCCCCACAAAAAAGCCGUGAAGAUAAAACAUUUGAAGAGUUAUGAAGCUUGCUAAAUUUAGCUUACAUUGUUCUUCUAAUGCAUUUAAUACAUCAAUAAUCUUUAUUACAGGGGCUUUCUUUUGUAAGGCUAUAACUUCAUCUCACUGGACCAAUGAUAAUUCAACAGUGUACUAUUCACCUUCAGUAUUAGGUAUAUACAUUUUUACUCUGCACAUGCCUCGCAUUCAUGCAGCUUUGUUAUCACUCAGUUAUUUUCACACACUAUACUAUUUUAUCAUUAUAUCAACACAUAUGGAUAGUUGAAUUUUAUGACAUGUGAGUUAGAUAAAAGCAAUGUAAAAAAAAAUACAUGUUUUGUUGUAACAAAGUUUAAGUAAUACAGGAAGUUAAUUAAUACGAUUGCAAAACAAAAAUAAAACUAAAGUUUAAGCAUUCAAGUAUUUGUUUCCUCAAGGCUUUAGUCAUCAAAAUAUUAAAUUGUGUUUUAUUUUUUCCGAAACAUUUUUACACAGUAUUAUAACAUGAUUCAUAUAAAUAAACUUUUUUUACUACAUUAUUUCAAUAUAUCAUAUUUGUUUAAAAGAAAUAAUAGAGUAAUAACAUGCAAACAUAUUUUAUAUUUAGGUAACUUGUCGAUUUUACAAGAAGUGAGCAUCAUUGAUCCACUCAAAUUUCAAUUAAUUUUAACUUGUGUCAUUGGAGGCAAUGUCUUCAUCCUCUCUUUAAUGAUUAUUAUAUUGUAUAAAAAACAGAAUGGUAUGUAAAUUUAAAAUAAGUCGUCCUUUUUACUGGACUUUUGAAGAAUCAGAAUGAAACCGUUUUACAGCUUAGUUAUGUUUUAAAUAUGGAAUACAUACUUUUUUAAAAUCAAAUAAAUAUACGAAUGCAUAAAGUAUUAAGGUGUAUGACUAAUGCUAAAAAUAAAAGCUUAUGUAAAGUAAUUACUUGAAAUGACUGAAUAAAACUCAAUUUCAAUGUAAUGUCUUUUCAAGUAAUGCAUAUAUAUAUAUAUAUCAUAUACAUUAUAUAUGAUUUAAAUUUUCUUGUUGUAUUUAUAUACAUUUAAUAAAUAAUUGAAUAAAACUUAAUUUCAAUGUAAUAUUAUUUAUUUAUAAACAAUAUUUGCUUUUAAUGUGGAUGGAAUUUGAUUUUCGUUUCACUCUUUUUUUUGAGCAAAAUAAUUUGAAAUAAAUAUUUUGACAACAGUGUUAAUAAUACCUCAUCAUCAUCCUUAGACGAUAUAUUUGUAUAAGAUAAAUAGGAAUAGUUUUUUUUAGAUGUGUAUAAAUAUAACAAGAAAAUUUAAAUCAUAUGUAAUUUAAUUGGGAAAAAUCCCCUACUAAGCAAAAUUAUAUGUGUACAUGCUCUUAUUAUUUCUGAUAUCAGAAAAGAUUGAUAUGUAUGUUUGUUAACGUUAGAUAUACGGUUUUAAAUAAAGUUAAAUAUAUACAGUUUAGUUCAUUUACUUAAACCCUAAACAAACAAAUUAUUUUUUUUUUGUAAAAUAAGUACAACAGCAAUUUGGUGUUUAAUUAAAAUGUGAUUAUUUCUUUCUUCUAGGCAGUUCGGAAAUACAUGAUUAUGACCAAAUAAAUGAAAUAUACCAUAUAGAUGCACUACAAUCGAACUAUGUAAAUGUGCUCGACGAAGUUGAACAUGGAGAAACUGCC
Molecule: messenger RNA, 2762 nt
Organism: Lymnaea stagnalis (great pond snail)
Lineage: Eukaryota; Metazoa; Mollusca; Gastropoda; Lymnaeidae
Source: the annotation of a GenBank genome assembly